AUUAUGUCCACUGAAUUGUUCAUUUCUUUUUCACAUCUUAUAUGUUAAAUAAUAUUUUUUCAUGGUGUCAGUGGAUUUUAUCAAGUGAUGACUGUGCCAACAUUGUUCAAAAUACAUUUACAUUUUUUUACUAUUCACAGAUAUUUCACCAAGAUCUAGUUUAUAGUUUGACAACACAUAUAGCGCAUGCCACUAAACAACAACCUGAACAUAAAGCUUAAAACUACUGAUCAAUUAUGGAUUGUCAUGUUGGAACAGCAACAGUGACCUGUGACUCAGGUGACACUCAUGAAUUAUUCUGUAACGUUAUCUGAGUCAAUUAAUCUGUUAAUAAACAUUCCUUAAAAUAAGUGUUAAUAAGUGUUAAACCACAAGAAAUACUUAAACCACUAUUUAUGUUGCAAUAUCACUCAAUUUGAACUUUCCUCUAAUAUCAUAUAAUAAAUCUGCCCGAAAAAAUAAUAAGGCUCUAGAAUGCAAACUCGUUAGACCGGGGUUAAGCUUUCAAGCUAAAAUUACGAAAGUAAUUGAAACAAAUAAUUCCAUUACAUGAAGUGUAAUAAACUACAACAUAUGAUAUGAGAAGAAACUCUAAUAGAAAUGCACAAACUUCCGCUCAAUUCGCUGCACUACUGGAGGUACGAGAUGAUUGGCUGGCUGCUAUUGCGUCACAGGAUAGCCACCACUGUGAUUGGCUGAAAACGUUUAAUCACAGUCAUACACAGCGAUCCUCCUGGUGCGGCUGUAGACAGCGACUGUGGAAAGAAGAGUUAGCCGUUUGUGAGCAAUGUUGUUUUGGCUUCCUUUGCGUGCAGCUGGGUGACUUCCCGUGGUGUCUUUGAGCUGCUAUGAAGGCGGGGGCCUCGUCCAUGUGGGCAUCAUGCUGUGGUCUGCUAAAUGAAGUGAUGGGUACCGGGGCCGUGAGAGGGCAGCAGGCAGGUUUCGGGGCAGGUGCGGGGCCGUUUCGUUUUGCUCCCACUGCAGGAUACUCCACAUACCCACCUACCAACUCCUCCAACACCAGCCUGGUGUGUCAGUCCUGUAGACAAGCAUUCUCUGUCUUUAGGAGAAGGCACAUCUGUUGUGACUGUAAGAAGAGUUUUUGUUCGCUGUGCUCAGUACUUCAGGAAAACCAGCGCAGAUGCACAACCUGUCAGCUGCUGAAGGGCACUUCAUUCCAGCGUCCACAGCUCAUGCGUUUGCGUGUUAAGGACUUGCGGCAGUAUCUUACGUUACGCAAUAUUAACACUGAUACCUGCAGGGAGAAAGAGGACCUUGUGGACUUGGUGCUUUGCCACCAAGGUGCCGAAAGUGAGGAUGAUCCAGACACGCCUUCUCUGCAGUCACGCCCCCUGUAUAGCCCGCCCCCUUCAACGGAAGAGCCCACUUCUCCUCUCUCAGCUCUCUCUCCAGCUCAAGGAGAACCAAUCAGUAGGAGCAACAGCUCCGAGUCCAAUCAGGAUAUUGAGGACUCCACUUCAGUCUCACUUCUUAACCUCGACCAGGCAGAACACACACCAGAGGUUAGUCCUCAGACGCGGCGGCGGGCUAGAGCUUCUCUGUCAGAUCUGUCCUCCCUCGGUGACGUGGAGCAGUUGACGGUCAGGCAGCUGAAGGAGAUCCUUGCGAGGAACUUUGUGAGCUUCUCCGGCUGCUGUGAGAAGUGGGAGCUGGUGGAGCGCGUCAGGAGGCUUUACCGGGAGAAUGAGGACAAUCGUAAAUCUAUGGAAAAUGUGAGCAACCCCAUCACUGCUGUGGUAGCUUAUCCCCCUCCAAUCUGCAAUGGUGGAAUCGGAGAUGGUUGCAGGACCCAGUUAUCAAAUGACGACAGCCUGUGUCGCAUCUGCAUGGACGCUGUCAUUGACUGUGUACUGCUGGAGUGCGGUCACAUGGUCACCUGCACUAAAUGCGGGAAGCGCAUGAAUGAAUGCCCUAUAUGCAGACAAUACGUUAUCAGGGCUGUGCACGUUUUCAAGUCUUAAUGCUUCUGGGAGUACGUCCUGUUCCACCUGCAGACUGCAUUAUGAUUCGGUGAGGACGAACUCAGCAAGUGCCCGUCUUCACAUCGAAUUAGGGAGGAAGAGUAAGUCCUCUGCUUAAUUUUUCACGACGUUUGAGGAAGACUUUAGAUGGUGGGCCACAAUGGCUUUGUCAAUAAAUGUUUCACUAAAAACAUUCCACAAGCUCUUCUAAGAGGCUCUGUAAUAAUAUGCAAUUGUUCAGCUGCAACACCUCACAGCCUUGACUUGAUAUCCUACAGCUUUGAAGACAUUCUGCUCCCAGAUCACAUGCAAGCACUGUGAGAAACUCAAGAAAAGAAACAAAUGUAAUACUCAAGUGGGUUCAUCAUCAUGCACCAUAACUCAGGAUGGAAGUGUCUGAAUGUUCCUAUUGCUCUUUUGUUUCCUUUUUGUUUUGUUUUGCAGCUUCUGUGAAUGGGCCUUUGUUUCCUGUUUCUAAUGUGAAGCCUCUUGGGUUUUUGAAAAAAAGUUUUUCCUACAAGUAACAUUGUACUUCCUGAUAACUUGUUGACAGAUUCAACAAAUUUUAAGUGGCAUAAUGAACAUUUUAUGGUCCACAACAGAUUAGUCCCGUUAAAGGAGUAGUUCACUUUUU
This is a messenger RNA of Pimephales promelas (fathead minnow), 2616 nucleotides long. RefSeq names its product ring finger protein 34a (gene rnf34a). Gene Ontology annotation, cellular component: cytoplasm; plasma membrane. The record is from RefSeq and is a predicted model, not a curated record. Gene Ontology annotation, biological process: protein K48-linked ubiquitination; proteasome-mediated ubiquitin-dependent protein catabolic process; negative regulation of extrinsic apoptotic signaling pathway via death domain receptors. Lineage: Eukaryota; Metazoa; Chordata; Actinopteri; Cypriniformes; Leuciscidae. Gene Ontology annotation, molecular function: ubiquitin protein ligase activity.